Gryllus bimaculatus (two-spotted cricket) is the source of this 3221-nucleotide messenger RNA. The record is from the annotation of a GenBank genome assembly. NCBI's taxonomy places the organism in Eukaryota, Metazoa, Arthropoda, Insecta, Orthoptera, Gryllidae.
UGUAUUUUGACACAUAUGUGCUAAACACAUUCUCUGAAAGCAGCUGACCGCCCGGCGUCGCGACGCGUAGACCUGCAACGAUGACGGCGGCACCGGUCUGGACGCUGCUUGUGGUGUGCGCUGCUGUGACAGCGUCUGUUCCCGUGCAACGCAACGAUCCUGAAACCCAGGAACACUGCGGCUACGAGUCCUGUCUCCCCGUUAAGGAUGGCAUGAUCAACGUGCAUCUGGUGCCACACACUCACGAUGACGUUGGCUGGCUGAAGACUGUCGACCAAUAUUUCUUCGGUAGCCAGAACAAUAUUCAGAAAGCUGGAGUUCAAUACAUCUUGGAUACGGUUGUGGAGGAGCUUCAACAUGAUCCAAAGAAACGGUUCAUCUACGUGGAGACGGCUUUCUUUUGGAAAUGGUGGAAUCGCCAGGACGACUCCCACCGUCACCAAGUGCGAAAGCUGGUGCAACAGGGCCGCCUGGAGUUCAUCGGCGGCGGAUGGAGUAUGAACGACGAGGCCGUCACCCACUACCAGUCCACCAUCGACCAGAUGACCUGGGGCCUGCGGCGCCUCAACGACACCUUCGGCAAAUGCGGGCGGCCGCGCGUGGGCUGGCAGAUCGACCCCUUCGGCCACUCGCGGGAGAUGGCAUCCAUCUUUGCUCAGAUGGGCUACGACGGGCUGUUCUUCGGACGCCUCGACUAUCAGGACAAGAUGAACCGCCUGUCCUCCAAGACGGCAGAGAUGGUGUGGCAGGCUAGCGACAACCUGGGAAAAGAUGCAGAACUAUUUACUCAUGCCUUAUAUAAUCACUAUAGCCCUCCACCUGGUUUCUGUUUUGAUGUUCUGUGUGAUGAUGAGCCCAUCAUUGAUGACAAGCACAGUCCAGACUACAAUGUAGAUAAGAGGGUGGAGCGUUUCUUGGCGUUUGUUCAGAAUCAAACAAAACGCUAUGUCACCAAGAAUAUUAUCCUCACAAUGGGGGGUGAUUUCACCUAUCAGGAUGCCAAAAUGUGGUACUCCAAUCUGGAUAAAAUGAUCAGAUAUGUAAAUCUUCGCCAAGCAAAUGGCAGCAAUAUAAAUCUUCUGUACUCCACUCCUAGCUGCUACUUGAAGGCAGUCAAUGAUGCAAAACUUUCUUGGACAACAAAACAGGACGACUUCUUCCCAUAUGCGAGUGAUUCUCAUGCUUACUGGACUGGGUACUACACGUCUCGCCCCACAAUCAAGUACUUUGAACGUCUAGGAAAUAAUUACUUGCAGGUAUGUAAGCAGCUAUAUGCAUUGACUGAUCUUGGACCAGAAGAUCAGGUAGAUCUCAAUGCUCUGAGAGAAGCGAUGGGUGUCAUGCAGCACCAUGAUGCUAUUACUGGGACAGAGAAGCAGAAAGUAGCCUUUGAUUAUGCUCGAAUCCUCUCUCGAGGAAUUGCUGAAUGUAAUAUUAUCACAAAUACUGCAUUUAAUAAAUUAGUACCUCUCCGAAAGGAAUACCCUACACCUGUUUGGGAGAACUGUUUAAAACUCAACGUAAGUCAAUGUGCUCCUUCUGAGGAAUCGAAGAACUUUGUUGUUACCGUGUACAACCCAUUGGCUCAAGUAAUUUCACCUUACAUACGUUUCCCAGUAACAGGAUCUUCUUACAAAGUUCAAGAUGCUAAAGGAAAUUCACUACCAACUCAACUGGUACCCAUUCCUGAACCAGUGCAGAAUAUACCAGGCCGCAUGAGUGAAGCAACUCAGGAACUUGUAUUUAGAGCUGUCAAUUUGAAACCUCUUGGCUUCCAAUCUUAUUUUGUUUCUGAAGUGAAAUCAGAAGAAAGCAACACAUAUAUUAGUGAUGAAAGUAAUGCUUCUGGCAAUUUUGGUCACAAGACUUAUUACUAUACUACCAAUCGACGAGGUGUCCUCAAGACACUGACUACCCAUGGAGUCAAGUUUCAAGUGGCCCAAGCAUAUGGUUACUAUGAAGGAGCAGUAGGUGACAAUGAAGAAGCUAUUAACCGUUCGUCAGGCGCUUACAUUUUUCGACCAAAAUCUUCCACUCCAAAAAUUAUGCCCAACAGAUCUCAGUUCAAGACAUUCAAAGGACCUCUGGUAUCAGAACGGCAUGAAGUAAUUAAUGACUGGCUGAGUCAGAUAGUGCGAAUUUAUACUGAUGAGCAGCAUACUGAAGUGGAGUGGUUGGUUGGCCCUCUACCAAUUAAAGAUGGUGUUGGCAAAGAAGUGAUUGUGAAGUAUAUGUCAGAGUUGUCAUCAAAAGGAAAAUUUUAUACUGAUUCUAAUGGGCGUGAACUGCUUGAAAGAACCCGAAAUGCUCGUCCAACAUGGCAUUUGAAGCUAGAAGAACCUGUAGCUGGCAAUUAUUAUCCCAUCACUAGUCGUAUUUUGCUACGUGAUACUGAUAAGAAGCUUGAAUUGGCUGUUCUGACUGACAGAGCUCAAGGUGGCUCAUCUCUUAAGGAUGGUGAAAUGGAGUUGAUGCUACAUCGUCGAUUACUCCAUGAUGAUGCAUUUGGUGUUGGUGAGGCACUGAAUGAAACAGCCUUUGGAAAAGGACUGGUAGCACGUGGAAAACACUACUUGGUGGGUGGACCUUCAGGAAAUGUACUCACAGUGUAUGAGAGACAAUUAGCCCAAGAGAAGCUCCUGACCCCAUGGCUUUUCUUCUCCAGAGCUGAUAAAUAUUCCUUUGAAUCUUGGUCUAAAACAUAUCGAAUGGAGUUUGAUGGAGUGAAGAUGCCUCUGCCUGCUAAUGUGCACCUUCUGACAUUGGAGCCCUGGAAAGGACGUUCUCUUUUGGUGCGUCUUGAGCACAUUUUAGAAAAGGGUGAAGAUCCAAAAUUGUCAAAAUCUGUUACUGUCAGUUUGAAAAAUCUCUUUUCACCAUUUGAAAUUGUAUCUGCUCGUGAAACUAUGUUGGGUGCCAAUGAAUGGAAAAAAGAUUCUUCUCGGCUGCAGUGGAAAACUGAAUCUAACUCCAUUGAUCGACAUGAGGAUACCCAUCAAGGUUCUCUAAAUCAUGCUGAAGAUAUUCUCAGUGUCACACUGGAACCCAUGCAAAUUCGUACUUUUGUUGUGGAAGUGAAAUAUGCUGAUUCUGAAAGCUGUAAGAUGAAGAAAUACCUGUCGGAACUGAUAGAAUCUCUAUUGAUAUCAGAACCAUCAUCUCAAUCAAAUGAUAAUGAUCCAUCAUCUAUGGUACAGGCUAAACAAGAUGUAGAAGAUUGA